GACAAAAGUGUCCGCGGGAGGGAGGGGAAGGCUUGGGGAACCAAGCAGCAGCGCCGCCGCCGCUGCAGCCGGAGUUGGAGGAGAGAGAAGCCAAGAAGAAAAUGGCGGCUGUAGCUGCAGAGGCGGCAGCGACUGCGGCGUCCCCCGGGGAGGGGGGCGCCGGCGAGGCCGAGCCCGAGAUGGAGCCCAUCCCCGGCAGCGAGGCUGGUACUGACCCCCUCCCGGUCACCGCCACUGAAGCGUCUGUGCCGGAUGGCGAUGCCGACGGACAGCAGUCUGCUCCUCAGGCCGAUGAGCCGCCACUCCCGCCGCCGGCGGGGGAGCUCGCCGGCACCCCAGAGGCGGCUGGGCCGGAGCUGGAGGCUGAAGAGAAGCUGCCCGUUCGGGUGGCGGAGUCGAUGGCAGCUGCGCCUCAGGAAGGGCCCAAACUUCCACCUUCUCCUGCACCGCUGCUGGAGCAGUCCCCGGCUCCGGAGGAACGCGAGGAGACGCCGCUGUCUCACCCCGCAGCACUGGCGCUCGUGCCGCCAGCGGGCGGGGACUCGACGGUGUCGCAAUUGAUUCCGGGCUCCGAGGUGCGAGUCACACUGGACCACAUCAUUGAGGACGCGCUUGUCGUGUCGUUCCGCCUCGGGGAGAAGCUCUUCUCCGGGGUCCUCAUGGAUCUGUCCAAAAGGUUUGGACCCCAUGGAAUCCCUGUGACAGUAUUUCCCAAAAGGGAAUAUAACGGUAAACCUGAAGCGAUGCAGCUCCAAAGUAAUACAUUCCAAGAACGGACAGAAGUCAAGCGUGAAGUGAAUGGUGCUGUUCCUGAUGACCCUUCUCCUGUCCCGCCUCCCGAGCUGAACUUGGCUGAAAGCCUGUGGACUUCCAAACCACCACCUCUCUUCCAUGAAGGAGCACCUUAUCCCCCCCCUUUGUUUAUCAGGGACACAUAUAACCAGUCAAUACCUCAGCCACCUCCUCGGAAAAUUAAGCGACCCAAACGAAAAAUGUACAGGGAAGAACCCACUUCAAUAAUGAAUGCUAUUAAACUACGACCCAGGCAAGUCUUGUGUGAUAAAUGUAAAAACAGUGUUGUUGCUGAAAAAAGGGAAAUUAGAAAAGGUAGUAGUGCAAGUGACUCUUCUAAAUAUGAAGAUAAAAAACGGAGAAAUGAAAGUGUAACUACUGUGAACAAAAAACUGAAAACUGACCAGAAAGUGGAUGGGAAAAACCAAAAUGAAAGCCAGAAAAGAAAUGCUGUGGUUAAGGUUUCAAAUAUUGCUCACAGCAGAGGCAGAGUAGUGAAAGUUUCUGCUCAGGCAAAUACAUCAAAAACUCAAUUAAGCACUAAAAAAGUGCUCCAGAGUAAGAACAUGGAUCAUGCAAAAGCUCGGGAGGUGUUAAAAAUUGCCAAAGAAAAGGCACAGAAGAAGCAAAGUGAAACCUCUACUUCCAAAAAUGCACAUUCAAAAGUCCACUUCACACGUCGAUAUCAGAAUCCUAGCUCAGGUUCCCUUCCACCUCGGGUUCGUUUAAAACCACAAAGGUACAGGAAUGAAGAAAAUGACUCUUCUCUGAAGACAGGACUUGAGAAAAUGCGGAGUGGCAAGAUGGCGCCCAAACCCCAGUCUCGUUGCACCUCUACCCGCUCAGCAGGUGAGGCCCCUUCAGAAAAUCAGAGUCCCUCAAAAGGCCCUGAAGAGGCCAGCAGUGAGGUUCAGGACACAAAUGAAGUGCAUGUGCCUGGUGAGCAGGAUGAAGCACAGACAUUGGGCAAAAAGGGCAGCAAAAGCAAUAUCUCUGUUUAUAUGACCCUAAAUCAAAAGAAAUCUGACUCUUCCAGUGCUUCAGUGUGUAGCAUUGAUAGCACAGAUGAUUUGAAAUCUUCCAACUCUGAGUGUAGCUCUUCUGAAAGCUUUGAUUUUCCUCCAGGCAGUAUGCAUGCACCUUCCACCUCCUCCACUUCCUCCUCUUCAAAGGAAGAGAAAAGGCUCAGUAAUUCCUUGAAAAUGAAAGUCUUUUCCAAAAACGUCUCUAAAUGCGUCACACCAGAUGGCAGGACCAUAUGUGUGGGAGACAUUGUUUGGGCCAAGAUAUAUGGCUUCCCUUGGUGGCCAGCCCGUAUUCUUACUAUAACUGUAAGCCGGAAAGAUAAUGGCCUUUUAGUCCGACAGGAGGCCCGUAUUUCGUGGUUUGGGUCUCCAACAACAUCUUUCCUUGCUCUUUCGCAACUCUCCCCCUUUUUAGAAAACUUCCAGUCACGUUUUAAUAAGAAGAGAAAGGGCCUGUAUCGCAAGGCUAUCACAGAGGCAGCUAAGGCUGCCAAGCAGCUGACCCCUGAAGUACGGGCUUUGUUGACACAGUUUGAAACGUGAACAUGGACAGUAAGCACAAAGACAUUAGCAGGCUGCUGGUUUCAUGGACUCGUACCACAAUGACACAGAAAGCACCAGAGCAUCAGGACUGAAUGAAAUUGGAGAUUUUUAAAGCUGCACUAAGAAGUAAAUGUUAAGGCAGUGGUUAAACCAAUAGUCUCUAAGGGGCACUUGCACACUGUGCUAUAUUAAACCGAAGAAAAGGUCUGCUUCCAGUGGAAAUGAGAAUGAGGGUAGACGGGAAGAGAAACUCCUAAUCAUGAGAGGACAUCCUAUUCUGAGACACAAUACUGAAAUUAGGCCGGUUAAUAACCCUACAUUGGUCUCUAAGUGUUCAAGUGAAAGGAAGAGCCACAUGUUUCUCGCCUUAAAUCAAAAGCUAGAAAUGAUUAAGUUUAGUGAGGAAGGCAUGUUGAAAGUCAAGAUGAGCUGAAAGCUAUGCCUCUUGUACUAUUUAGCCAAGUUGUAAAUGCAAAGGAAAAGUUCUUGAAAGGAAUUAAACGUGCUACUCCAGUGAACACACAAAGGAUGAGAAAGGAAAACAGCCUUAUUGCUGAUAUGGAAAAAGUUUCAGUGGUCCGGGUAGAAGAUUAAACCAACUACAUAUUUCCUUAAGCCAAAGCCUAAUCCAGAGAAAGGCCCUAAGUCUUUUCAAUUUUAUGAAGGCUGAGAGAGAUGAGGAAGCUGAGGAAGAAAAACUGGAAGCCAGCAGAGGCUGGCUCAUGAGGUUUUAAGGAAAAAAGCACCUCUAUAACAUAAAAGUACAAGGUGAAGCAGCAAGUGCUGGUGGAGAAACUGCAGCAAGUUAUCUGGAAGAUCUAGCUAAGAUAAUUGAUGAAGGUGGCUACACUAAACAACAGCCAUUUAAUAUAGAUGAAACAGGCUCAGCACCUGUGGCUCAAGUGGCUAAGGCGCCAGCCACAUACACCUGAGCUGGUGGGUUCGAAUCCAGCCUGGACCCGCCAAACAACAAUGACGGCUGCAACCAAAAAAUAGCUGGGCGUUGUGGCGGGCACCUGUGGUCCCAGCUACUUGGGAGACAGAGGCAGGAGAAUCGCUUGAGCCCAGGAGUUUGAGGUUGCUCUAAGCUCUGAUGCCACCGCACUCUACCCAGGAUGACAGCCUGAGGCUCUGUCUCAAAAAAAAAGAAAGAAAGAAAAGAAAAGCUAAGCUUCUGGAAACGAUUCACCAUUUCAAGUAUUAUUAAUAAGAUUCAUGAUUCAUGGGAGGAGGUCAAAAUGUCAACGGGAGUUUGAAAGAAGUUGAUUCCAACCCUCAUGGAUGACUCUGAGGGGUUCAUGACUUCAUUGGAGGAAGUCACUGCAGAUGUUGUGGAAGUAGCAAGAGAACUAGAAUUAGAAGUGGAGACUGAAGGUGUGACUGAAUUGCUGCAAUCUCAGGAUCAGACUUGAACAGCAAAGAGUUGCUUCUUAUGAAUGAGCAAAUAAAGUGGUUUCUUGAGCUGGACAUUCGUCCUUGUGAAGAUGCUGUGGACAUUGUUGAAAUGACAACAAAGGAUUUAGAGUAUCAUGUAAACUUAGUUGGUAAAGCAGUGGCAGGGUUUGUGAAAAGUGAUGCCGAUUUUGAAGGAAGUUCUACUAUGGGUAAAAUGCUAUCAAACAGCAUUGCAUGCUACAGAGAAGUCUUUCAUGAAUGGAAGAGUCAAUUGAAGUAGCAGACUUGCCUUAUUUUAAAAGAAACUGCCACAGCCACCCCAACCUUCAGAACCACCUCCCUUAUUAGUCAUAAUCACCCUGAGUAGCCAUCCACAUGGAAGUAAGACCUUCCACCAGCAAAAAGAUUAUGACUCACUGAAUGCUCAGAUUGUCAGCAUUUUUUUUCUUUCGUCCUGGGUAGAGUGCCGUGGUGUUACAGCUCACAGCAACCUCCAACUCGUGAGCUCAAGCGAUCCUCUUGCCUCAGUUUUUCUAUUUUUAGUAGAGACGGGGUUUUGCUUUUGCUUAGGCUGGUCUCAAACUCACAAGCUCAAGCAAUCCACUCGCCUCGGCCUCCCAGAAUGCUAGGAUUACAGGCGUGAGCCACCAUGCCUGGCCCAAUCGUCAGCAUUUUUUACCAAUGAAGUGUUUUUAAAAGAUGUCCGUUGUUUUUUCAUACAUAAUGCUAUUAUAUACUUAAUAGCCCACAAUAUAGUGUAAACAUAACUUUUAUUUUUAUUUUAUUUUUUAUUAAAUCAUAGCUGUGUACAUUAAUGUGAUCAUGGGGCACCAUACACUAGUUUCAUAGACCGUUUGACAGAUUUUCAUCACACUGGUUAACAUAGCCUUCCUGGCAUUUUCUUAGUUAUUGUGCUAAGACAUUUACAUUCCACAUUUACUAAGUUUCACAUAUACCCUUGUAAGAUGCACCGCAGGGAGGGGGAUUGGUGGGAUAAACAUAACUUUUAUAUGCAACAAGAAACCAAAAAAUUCAUGGACUUGCUUUAUUGCAAUGGUAUGGAACCAGAUCUAUGCUGUAUCUCUGAAGUAUGCCUGUACUAGCUCUUAGAUGAACGUAGGGGCUGAAAUAAGCCUUACUGAGAAUGGUUACAGAAGUAGGCACCUAAGGAGCAGCAACUAGGGAGCGAAAAGCCCCGGAAAUCUGAUGUUCCCUCCUGAGGGAACAAUCACCAUCAUCACAAGGAAUUAGUUUAGAGCUAUCCUCCUGCCAGAGUGCAAAAUAUUAUAAGUAUACAGUCUGUAAUGAUAAAUAUUAGGUAGAACAGCAUGAGACUAUAUAUACAUGAUCCUGGAUUUUUUUUUUUUUUUUUGAGACAGAGUCUCACUUUGUCGCCUUUGGUAGAGUGCCACGGUGUCACAACUCAUAGCAACCUCCAACUCCUGGGCUUAGGCGAUUCUCUUGCCUCAGCCUCCCGAGUAGCUGGGACUGCAGGUGCCCGCCGCAAUGCCCGGCUAUUUUCUGUUGCAGUUUGGACAGGGCUGGGUUUGAACCCGCCACCCUCAGUAUAUGGGGCCAUUGCCCUACUCACUGAGCUACAGGCGCCACCCAUGAUCCUGGAUUUGUAAAACUACCCAUGAUCUGGAUUUGUAAAGCCAUGAAUUGUAUGGCUUUAGCAGUUUUUUCAGUCUUUUUUGAGCCUCAGCAAGGGAGCUGUUUCCAGGACCCUCUACUACUUGCAGAGCAGAGAAGCAUGCAUUGCACAGGUCCAGCCAGACAAUGUGCUGGAUCCAUUAAUGACAACAGCUAGUAAUUUAAUUUCUAUCUCCAUAUGUCAUCUUUACAUGGCACUCAUACAAGAUGGUACUCUAAAUUCAGUUCACAAAUGUGUCCUUGUCAGAUUGUUAGUGACCAAGAGCGCAUAACUGAGUGAAUUGAGAAAUCAGGAAGCCAAGAAUAUGUUCCAAGAAAGUGGAAAGAAGGGAUGGUAUGAAUAGAAAACCUGGGCUGGAAUAUGAAGAAGGCCCACACGUGUGCUAGAGUGGCCAGAGCAGGGAGGCAGAAGCAGGUGCUAGCGAAAGGAAGGUAGGAUUACUGGGGCAAUGCCUUGUCCUUGUGUCUGUGGUUUCUUUGGGGGAAUAAAAGUGUUUCAAGUUGCUGCUCCAGGUCUUCAAGGUGGGGGCAGGGACGUGGUGGCUCUCAGUUAAGGGAGAAAGAACAUUUCAUGGAAUGGCUGGAACAUAGGCUAUUGGAUCAUACUCCCUACUCAGGACCUUGGGCAAAGGAAGCUUGGCAGCCUCUGCACAUUCAGUGAAUGGUGAUGACCUACAGUGGCAACUUGUCCACAUGCACAGAGAGCUGCCUGAGACAUGAAGUGUAGUGAACUGAAAGAGUGUACAUUCAGAAUUGUUUGCAUUCUCCUUUUUCUUUGCUGCAGCUACAGCACAAAGAGGGAUAAAAUUAGUGGCAUACCUGCUCCAGCUCAGAAGGUGUCUCUCAGAGCAGCGCUGGACACCCCUCCUAGCCGUGUCACUGGUGUGGCCAUGCUCUUCUCCAGCCUUCAGCUCCUCACCUAAGCAUACUCCAUACUCACUCCUUCAUUCAUCAGUCACAUCCCACGUGAUCACUCAGUGUGCAUCAGAAACACUUGUGGGUUGUUAAAACUUAGAUUGCUGGGCCUCAUCCUCAAUUUCUGAUUGAAUGGGUCUGGGGUGGGGCCCCAAAUCAUGCAUUUUUUUUUAGAGACAGAGUCUUACUUUGUCACCCUCGGUAGAGUGCUGUGGUGUCACAGCUCAUAGCAACUUCCAGCUCUUGGGCUUAGGUGAUUCUCUUGUCUCAGCCUCCCGAGUAGCUGGGACUAUAGGCACCCACCACAAUGCCCAGCUAUUUUUUUGUUGCAGUUUGGCUGAUUUCGAACAUGGCACCCUCGGUAUAUGGGGCUGGCACCAUACUCACUGAGCCACAGGCACCAUCCAAAUCAUGCAUUUUUGACCAGUUCUCAGGCAAUGAUUAUCUGGGUACCAUAUUUGAGAUCCAGCCUCAAAAAAAGAACCUGCUUUUGCAGCUGGUGACUGGAAUCUUGAUGAUAAGCUUAUAUUAAAAAACUUAUUGUGGGGUGGUGCCUGUGGCUGAGUGGGUAGGGUGCCAGCCCCAUAUACCGAGGGUGGCACGUUCAAACCCAGCACCGGCCAAACUGCAACAAAAAAAUAGCUGGGUAUUGUGGUGGGCGCCUGUAGUCCCAGCUACUUGGGAGGCUGAGGCAAGAGAAUUGCUUAAGCCUGGGAGUUGGAGGUUGCUGUGAGCUGUGUGACGCCAUGGCACUCUACUGAGGGCAAUAAAGUGAAACUCUGUCUCUACAAAAAACAAAAACAAAAACAAAACAACCCCCCCAACUUAUUGUAACACUCAUCUCUAGUGAUUAGAGGCAUAAAGCUGCCUGGGUAUGGCUUUCCAGUUUCAUAUGACAAGCAACCCAUGUACACUAUGUUACUUUUUAGAGAAAGUAGAUGACUUCACCUGCUAUCAAUAAAAUGAGAUGACAGGAGAACAGUAACAGGCAGAGGGUGCCCCCAAAAAUGUACACGUAUUUUAAGAAAGGAAAACAAUACUAAAAUUGUAACACUCAACAUAAUUCUGAUAACAAAAGAUGGAUACUAGUUCAGCGCCCAUAGCUCAGCAGUUAGGGUGCAAGCCACAUACACCAGGGCUGGCGAGUUCAAACCCAGCCCAGGCCUGCUAAACAAAAAUGACAACUACAACAAAAAAAUAGCUGGGUGUUGUGGCGGGUGCCUGUAGUCCCAGCUACUCAGGAGGCUGAGGCAAGAGAAUCGCUUAAGCCCAAGAGUUUGCGGUUGGAUACUAUUCAAGUCAUGCUGAGCACCUCUUGUAACUGCCGAAAUCAUGUGACUUGAGUAUUACAUAUUUAAUACAGUUUUUUCCUUUUUAAAAAUGUGUAUACAUUCUUUUGAUAUCCUCUGUAUAAUACAUACAUAUUGUUAGCAAUUCUAUGUGUUUGAAAAAUUUCUUGGCUAGCCCAGAAUACAGGAUAAAACAAUUUUCAAGUGAAGAUAAUAGAUGCCUUUCAUUCUUUUCUAUUUGGAAUCACAGCUUGUUCAGAGACCUAUGUUAGCAUUGUCAUUUGGCCUCUUACCCUCCCAGUGUAGCUGCCAAGAAUGACUCAUGUCACCAGCUCCUGUGUGGAGAAGCAACCCCCAGGAAGACACUUCCCAGCUUACACAGCCACACCCUUAGAACAUUCCUGAGUGCAGAACAGUGACACUAGGGAUUUGUCCUCAAUACCCUACAGUUGAGCACAGGAGCUUCGGGGACGCUGAAAGUGUCUCAUCAGUUGUAGUUCACAUAUUUUUUUUGUUUGUUUGUUUUUACUAUUUGCCUAUAUAUGUGACAAAAAAAUUUAAUAUAGUAAAAUUGAAAAAAAAUAGAUACAUAUAUUCAUGAAAACUGUGCCAAUAGCCAUCCAAAACCCUCUGACUUCAAAUCUUUUUUUUUUUUUUUUUUUUUUGAGACAGAGUCUCACUUUGUCACCCUGGGUAGAGUGCCAUGGCAUCAUGGCUCAUAGCAACCUCAAACUCUUGAGGCUCAAGUGAUCCCUUUGCCUGAGCCUUCCAAGUAGCUGGGACUAAAGGUGCCUGCCCAGCUAUUUUUCAGAGUUGAGGUCUUGCUCUUGCUCAGGCUGGUCUCAAACUUCUGAGCUCAGGCAAUCCACCUGCCUCAGCCUCCCAAAGUGCUAGGAUCACAGGUGUGAGCCACUCCACUGGCCCUCUGACUUCAAAUCUUUACAUUCCUGAAACUCACCCAACUAUUCUGAUUAUAAAUACUGUAUUGUAUGUUUGAAUUUACAAAUUUAAAUAAAUAAAACACUUCUUUUUUUGUAUAUUGUAGUUUCAUGGAAGAUUUAUUUUUCCUCAAAGAAAAAUACUGUUUAAAAAACUGGGAAGUCAUUAUAUUAGAACAAAAGCAAACAAUAGAGUGUAGAUUGACAGUACCAAUGGUUGCUCAAAAAGCCUCCAAACUUCCUAGGGUGCUAUACCCAGGGCCUCUCUUAUCACACCUUAACAAUACCCUUAAGUCCUUUUAAGCCAUAUAUUCCUUGAUUAGUAUGGCUGUGAAGCUAAUCAUCUCAGAGAAAAGGACAAAAGGAAACACUCCAGUUGCUGGCCGCUUUCCUCAUUAUCUUGAAGCUAUCAUGAUCAUCUUCUCUGAUCUGUAAGAACUGUGCCACCACCACUAACAGCCACCUAGGUCUCCUGUUCUAAGCUAGUAUUUAUAAAUGUCAGGCUAGGGAGGGAAGAGCAAAUAUUGUUCUGCCCAUUAAUAAUUGCAAUUAGAAUUUUUUUUUUUCUCCAACAAGUAGGGUAGACAGUUCUUUCUCAUAAAAAGGAAAUCAAGUGACGGGAAAAAAGUCACAAAGAACAGUGAACACAUCUAGAUAAAAACUCAUUUUGUAUUAACCAAAGGGAUCGAAUACCAAUAACAUUCUUCACAGAAAAAGAGGCCAGGAGUUGAGAACAGCCUGGGCAACAUAGCAACACCUCUGUCUCUAAAAUAGUAAUAAAGAAAACUAGCUGGGCAUGGUCUCAGCACUCUCCUCUGGAGGCUGAGGUGGGAGGACUACUUGAGCUCAGGAGUUCUAGACUGCACUAAACUAUGAUCGGGUUAUUGUACUUCAGCCUGGGUGACAAAGCAAGAUCCCAUUCCUGUUUAAAAAAACACACACGCUGGUGGCGCCUGUAGCUCAAAGGGUAGGGCGUCAGCCCCAUAUGCCGGAGGUGGUGGGUUCAAACCCAGCCCCAGCCAAAAACUGCAAAAAAAAACCAAACACACACACACACAAACCCAACAAAUUACAUUAUAUAAAUCUAUAGUAGGUUCGGCGCCUGUAGCUCAAGCAUACACCAGAGCUGGUAGGUUCGAAUCCAGCCCGGGGCUGCCAAACAACAAUGACAACUACAACCUAAAAAUAGCUGGGCGUUGUGGUGGGCACCUGUAGUCCCAGCUAUUUGGGAGGCUAAGGCAAGAAAAUUGCUUAAGCCCAAGAGCUGGCGGUUGCUGUGAGCCGUUAGGCCAUGGCACUCUACUCAGGGUGACAGCUUGAGAUUCUGUCUCAAAGAAAAAAAAAUCAGAUAAGGAAUUUAGUUGCUGAAAAAAAAAAUCUUUAGUAAACAAAA
Molecule: messenger RNA, 9943 nt
Organism: Nycticebus coucang (slow loris)
Lineage: Eukaryota; Metazoa; Chordata; Mammalia; Primates; Lorisidae
Gene: PWWP2A
Product: PWWP domain containing 2A
Exons: 5
Coding region: 102-2360 (752 amino acids)
Cellular component (GO): nucleus
Molecular function (GO): histone binding; chromatin binding
Source: RefSeq, a predicted model, not a curated record